Molecule: messenger RNA, 2169 nt
Organism: Monosiga brevicollis MX1
Lineage: Eukaryota; Choanoflagellata; Craspedida; Salpingoecidae
Exons: 14
Coding region: 1-2169 (722 amino acids)
Biological process (GO): signal transduction; vesicle-mediated transport
Cellular component (GO): cytosol; endocytic vesicle
Molecular function (GO): small GTPase binding; guanyl-nucleotide exchange factor activity
Source: RefSeq, a predicted model, not a curated record
AUGAGUCUCCUGCGCGAGGCCGAGGCGCAGGCGCCGGCCGGGUCUGACGUCAGCGCUGUCUUGGCCGAGUACCACGAGCGCUACUCGCAGCAACAGCGAGAGGAUCAGGCCCUUUCCUUGUACUUGGCUGGUGCCGACAGCGUCCUGUCCGACUCGCUGGGCGAAGCAGAGACUGAUGCUUAUUUGGACAUUGAGCCUGACAUAGCCACAGCCGGAAGCGGAGGGGUAGCUUUGGAACAAGAUGCCAGCCAGGCCCUGCCUUCCUACGACUACGGAGAAGCCCUCGACCGCAAUGGCACCGACUCUGAUUCAGACUCUGACUCGGAUGAUCAGAUUGGAGGCCCGCCAGAGACCUACCUCAUGUUCGACCCGUCGCAGCAGUCGGAUCCUUGGACAGACGUCGAGGAAUUGCGUCGGCGCAGCGAGACCACAACGCUACCGAGCAAUUACAAACUUUGCAGCAAUGUCCCGCAAGAGGCCAUCAACGAGGUUUUGCUCGUGUAUCAGCACGUGUACCGGCCCGACCUGGAUCGCAUUGCCGCCACCAAGGUGCUCGAGGAUCAACCUCAAGGCACCUUCCUCGUCCGACCCAGCUCCCAAUAUAAAGGGCAACAGGUUCUUUGCCUGAGCAUCCACGGCAUUGUUGUCCAUUUUCUUGUUGAGCGGUUCUCGGGCUACAUUCAGAGAGAAGAAGUUGUGGAUGGCGUGCGCAUCGCCGGCGAUACCCUGGUUUUUAGUACCAUGCCCCACCUCUUGGCCUAUCACGUUUAUAAUUCGGGAAAGCUGCCUUGUUGUUUGUUGCUACCCCAGCGCACAGCCAUCUCAUCAUCACAAGCGGUAUCACACUCCCUGCCGACGUCCUUGGGGGCUUCACUUGUUGUUCCCGACGCCUCUCAAAACGCUGAGAACGCUGAGGCGGCCGUGCAUUCAUCACAAGGCAACACCGCGAACAGCACGGCCGUUCAAGAGUCUGGCCCGACCGAUUCCCAAUCCCCCACAUCCUCGCCAAAGCCUCACCGUCGCAAGCGCCGUAGCAUCCGGCAUGGUAAAGCAAUAGCAAGCGCGCGUCGCAAGGUGCGGCACUAUUUGGAAACGCUUCUGACUCGACAGCGACAGACGGAGGCGCGCAGCAUCGAGACAUUCCAAGACUGUGUUCUCUUGUCGGCUCCCAGUUCAAGCACGGCUCUCAUGGGGUCCAUUCGACAAUUCUUGAACGGCAUGCGGAGACUGAUUCUAACGCAGCAUGGCGGCCAUUUUUCACGACUCUUGCGACGCAUUUUUCGCGUGGAGGAUGUGACAGACCUGAUGUACGAAGUCGAUCUUUUGGGUUUGAUUGAAAUUGCUCUACAAUCGCACGUCACCGAGCACAUGUACGACGUGACGUUUAAGCUGAUUCUUCGUGACCUGGGCCACAACGUGAAUCGUCUCGCGGACAAGCUCACGAUUUUGAAAGAGAGUCAACCUGAAGACAUUGGAGUUGAGGAGGAGCUUGCUACGCAGGUCAAUUAUGAGACCAGCAUUGCCUUUUUACAGCUCAUGGAAAAGGCUAAGUCACCCAUCCGCAAGCUUCAGCACCUGUUGUCUGGCGUCAAGGCCAUCACUUCUGCCAUUCACGAGUCAUUGGGAGAUCGCGCCGCCCUCAUUGGCGCCGAUGAAUUUCUGCCCCUCUUCAUCUGGGUGCUACACAAAGCGGACAUUCGUUUUCCUGAAGCUGAGGUGGAGUACAUGUCGGGACUGUUGGAUCCUGAUAUCAUGGCGGGCGAGGUGCUGAAGAACUUUGAUCUACAGGCUAGCCCGCGCCUGCGCACGGCCUGCUUUGAUGAUGUCCAGGGCUUUUUGUACAUUUAUUUUGAACACCCCGACAUCAAGGCGCAGAUGGUCUACAAGACCUUUCCCAUCACCCGCACCAUGACAGCCCAGGAGGCGAUUGAGAUGAUUAGACGAAAACUGCGACUAGCUCCCGACCCACGGGAUGGCUUAUUCGAGGUGAUUAAUGAUGAGUAUCGAGCACUGGCACCAGACGAACAACCUCAAGCGCUCAAGGGCGCCUGGAAUCACCGCCUGCACGCGCAAGGCCGUUGUCGAUUUGUUUUUCGACGUGCCCCGACUAGUCAGGGUAGCACGGUGAAGACGAGUGCUCAGAGUACCAGCGAGUCCGGGCUAGCCUAG